Molecule: messenger RNA, 1317 nt
Organism: Trichoderma atroviride IMI 206040
Lineage: Eukaryota; Fungi; Ascomycota; Sordariomycetes; Hypocreales; Hypocreaceae
Cellular component (GO): cytoplasm
Molecular function (GO): oxidoreductase activity
Source: RefSeq, a predicted model, not a curated record
UCUGGGCUGCCAACUCCGCACAGCACAAUGCCCUACUGGCUGCAGAAUCCUUCGUAUGUCCUCUUGGGCCGUCGGUCGACUCCGGAUCUCCCGCCCACCGCAGAUGUCAUCGUCAUUGGCAGCGGAAUCACGGGGGCGUUUGCAGCGAGAGAGCUGGUUGCCAAGGGAAGAUCGGUUUUGAUGCUGGAGGCGAGGGAGGCGUGCUGGGGAGCAACGGGGAGGAACGGAGGGCACUGUCAGCCAUUACUUUAUGCCAGCAAGCCGCACAUUGCGCACUUUGAGCUCGAAACGUAUCAUUUCCUGGAAAAACUUGUUGAGCAAUACGGCAUUCCAUGUGAUUGGAAGCGUGUUGGCGGCGUUCAUGCGUUGCCUACAGACGAAUUGGUCGAUCUUGCAGCAAAGGUCAUUGCCAACCUCAAUGCCUCCCACCCUCAGCUGAAGGACUGCGCAAAGCUCUACACGGACCCAGAAAGCAUUGCCGAGUUUAGAGUGCAGCCGGAACAUGCUCGCGGAGUGGUGCACCAGCCCUUUGCGGCGAAGCUAUGGCCGUAUAAGCUUGUUACUUGGGUCUUGGAGGCGCUUUUUACGAAGCAGCCGCCCGAGGUGUUUAACUUGCAGACUACCACGCCGGUGACGCAUUUGCAGCAGGUGGAGGACUCGAGCAACAAGUGGGUUGUUCAUACGCCGAGAGGGCAGGUGGUUGCGAAUGAGGUGCUUCUUGCUACGAAUGCGUAUACGUCGCAUCUGCUGCCUGAGAUGAGCAAGUUGGUCGUGCCGGUGAGGGGCCAGGUUGCUGCUCUGGAGCCGCCGGAUGGGGAUGUGGCACUGGAGCAUAGCCAUGUUUGGUUGGCGGAGAAGAGUGACAAUUACUUGGUCCAGAGGAAUGAUGAGCUGCAAAUGAUUGUGGUGGGCGGUGAGAGAGUGAAUGUGCCUGGAGGGGGGGAAGGGAUAUGGAAGGAUGAUAGUAUUGAUGAGGAGCUGGCUGAACGAUUGCGCCGGAGCCUUCGUUCUGCGUUGAAGCUGCGGCCCGAGGGCGAGGAGGAAGAGGAAGAGUUGAGGGCACGAUAUCAGUGGACUGGGAUCAUGGGCUACACGACGGAUGGCUACCCGUUUGUGGGUAAAGUGCCCGAGGAGCUCGGCGGCGGAAGAGGAGGCCUGUGGCUCUGCGGUGGGUAUAACGGCCAUGGGAUGCCGGUGGCGGCGAGGUGCGCGGUGGCAAUCUCGGAGAUGAUGCUGGGACGGGGAGAGGAUGAGAGGACGGUGAAGGUGCCGGAGGAGUUUGUGUUGACUGCGGAGAGGGCGGAGAGGGCGAGGGGA